GGGCCGUUGAUCUCUCUGGUGGUCGGCUGGGGGGAAGGGCCUGCGCUGCUGGAUCUGAGAGCAGACAAACUUGCGUAGUCUUACCACGGUUCUCGCUGUCUGUCUGCCUCUCUCUAUGGACGACCGGAGGGGAGAAGAGGAAACUAGGGAUUGUUGACGUCGGGACUGCAGCUGCUUCCCAAGGCCUAGCGAUGAUUUAAAUCACGGAAAACCGGGGCGUCGGGGGGAAAACGGAGCCGGAGAAAGACGACGGGAGCGGGAGAGGAGAGAGAGAGGAGCAGCCUCAGCCGUUGGAGAUGUGCGGUCGGGCCGAGAUUGCGGCGGUAUCCCUGUCUAGGCCUGGACUGAGCAGAUUGUUCUGAGAGGAAACGGACAACAAACAGGGGAAGUGAACAUGGCUGGGACCUCGGGCUUCUUUUCCAACGGACCUGUUCCGUGGAUGGACAACGACGCGGAGAUGAACAACCUGUACCGAGACCUGGAGCUGGGCACAGUACUGACACUGUUUUAUUCUAAGAAGUCCCAGCGGCCAGAGAGACGGACAUUUCAAGUCAAACUGGAGACCAGGACUAUUAUUUGGACUCGGGGCACGGAUAAAAUAGAGGGAGAGAUUGACAUUCGAGAGAUCAAGGAGAUCCGUCCUGGACAGAAGUCUCGGGACUUUGAGCGCUAUGUGGAGGACUCUGCAGCACGGCUGGACCAGGCUCACUGCUUUGUCAUCCUGUAUGGCACAGAGUUUCGCCUUAAAUCACUCAGCCUGGCAGCAACAUCUGAUGAGGAGAUGUCCAUGUGGGUGAAAGGGUUAAACUGGCUCGUGGCCGACACACUUAAGUCUCCGACACCACUCCAGAUAGAGAGAUGGUUACGCAAACAAUUCUACGCUGUUGAUCGCAACAGAGAAGACAGGAUAUCCUGUAAGGAUCUGAAGAGCAUGCUGAGCCAGGUCAACUACAGGGUGCCCAACAUGAGGUUCCUCCGAGAGAAACUUCCGGACUCCGAGUUGAGGAACGGAGACGUGUCCUUCAGCCAGUUCGCCCAGCUCUAUCGCAGCCUCAUGUUUGAUGCUCAGAAAAACGUGGAGAUCCCAUUUCUACAGAGGUUCAUUGACAGACCAGAACAGAGGCUGUCCCUCGAUGACUUCAAGAGCUUCCUCCUGGAGUCUCAAAAGGAAAUGUGGGCCACUGACAGCAGCAAGGUUCAGGAGUUUAUGUUCAGCUACCUGAAAGACCCCCUGAGAGAAGUUGAGCAGCCUUAUUUCCACCAAGAUGAGUUCCUGACGUACCUGUUCUCCAAAGAGAACACCGUCUGGGAUUCUUCCCUGGAUCAAGUGUGCCCUGAGAAUAUGAGCAAUCCCCUGUCCCACUACUGGAUCUCCUCUUCGCACAACACCUACCUGACGGGAGACCAGUUUUCCAGUGAAUCGUCUCUGGAGGCGUACGCUCGCUGCCUGAGGAUGGGCUGCCGCUGUAUUGAAUUGGACUGCUGGGAUGGUCCAGAUGGAAUGCCAGUUAUCUACCACGGACACACCCUCACGACAAAAAUCAAGUUUUGUGAUGUCUUGACCACCAUCAAAGAGCAUGCCUUCGUCACUUCUGACUAUCCCAUCAUCCUGUCCAUCGAGGACCACUGUAGUAUUGUGCAGCAGAGGAAUAUGGCCACUCACUUUAAGAAGGUGUUUGGAGACAUGCUGCUGACCAAGGCGGUGGAUAUUGCGGCAGAUGGCUUGCCGUCACCCAACCAGCUCAAGAGGAAGAUCCUAAUCAAGCAUAAGAAGCUCGCAGAAGGCAGUGCCUAUGAGGAGGUGUCCACCUCCACUCCCUACUCAGAGAACGAUAUCAGUAACUCCAUCAAAAAUGGCAUCCUGUACCUGGAAGACCCCAUUAACCAUGAGUGGUACCCUCAUUUCUUUGUCCUGACCAGCAGUAAAAUCUACUACUCAGAAGAGACCUCCAGUAACCAGAGCAACGAUGAUGAGGAGGAGCACAGAGAGGUGACCAAUGGUAUGGACCAGCACGUGACAGAGAAAUGGUUCCACGGGAAGCUGGGCGCAGGGCGGGACGGGCGGCAGAUAGCUGAGAGGUUACUGUCUGAGUACUGCCUGGAGACCGGAGCUCCUGAUGGCUCCUUCCUGGUCCGAGAGAGUGAGACAUUUGUGGGAGACUACACACUGUCUUUCUGGCGUUCAGGGCGGGUUCAGCACUGUCGUAUCCACUCUCGUCAGGAGGCAGGCAGCCCCAAGUUCUACCUGACUGACAACCUGGUGUUCGACACACUCUUUGCCCUGAUCAACCAUUACCAGCAGGUGGCGCUGCGCUGCAACGAGUUCGAGAUGAAGCUGACUGAGCCGGUACCUCAGACCAAUGCACACGAGAGCAAAGAGUGGUACCACGCUAACCUCUCCAGGAGCCACGCUGAGAACAUGCUGAUGAGGGUUCCUCGUGAUGGGGCUUUCCUCGUGAGGAAGAGAGCCGAACCUAACUCGUUUGCCAUUUCCUUCAGGGCCGAGGGAAAGAUAAAGCACUGUCGCGUGCAGCAGGAGGGUCAGACCGUGGUGCUGGGCACUUCAGAGUUUGACAGCUUAGUAGAUCUCAUCAGUUACUAUGAGAAGCACCCUCUGUACCGCAAAAUGAAACUGCGCUACCCCAUCAAUGAGGACACACUGGAGAAGAUAGGCACUGCUGAGCCAGACUACGGGUCACUGUACGAGGGCAGGAAUCCAGGCUUUUACGUGGAAGCCAACCAGAUGCCAACUUUUAAGUGCACUGUGAGAGCCAUGUACGAGUAUAAAGCCCAGAGAGACGACGAGCUCUCCUUUCCUAAGAACGCCAUUAUCUCUAAUGUGGACAAACAGGAAGGAGGAUGGUGGAAGGGCGACUGUGGAGGGAAGAAGCAGAUGUGGUUUCCUGCCAACUAUGUGGAGGAGAUCAGUCCAUCAGCCGCGGAGCCUGACAGAACUCAGGAGAUGACAGAAAACAGCCCUCUGGGAGAUCUGCUGAGAGGAAGUGUGGACGUGUCUUCCUGUCAGAUUGUUGUGCGUCCUGAAGGGAAGGGCAGCAGACUAUAUGUCUUCUCCCUGGUGCCAAAUGGCUCCAUGCGGACGGGCCCUGUGCUGGACCUCGCUGCCAACAGCCAAGAAGAACUCAAGGACUGGAUGUUUAAGAUCCGUGAGGUCACCGUAACCUCAGAGGCCAAGCUGGAGGAGGGGAAGAUAAUGGAGAGGAGGAAGAAGAUUGCACUGGAAUUAUCCGACCUCGUCAUCUACUGUAGGCCUGUGCCGUUUGAUGAAGACAAGAUUGGCACAGAGCGAGCCUGUUUCCGUGACAUGUCAUCCUUCCCGGAGACCAAGGCAGAGAAGUACGUCAACAAGAUCAAAGGAAAGAAGUUCCUACAGUACAAUCGGCUGCAGCUGUCCAGGAUCUACCCGAGAGGCCAGAGACUAGACUCCUCGAACUACGACCCUUUGCCGAUGUGGCUUUGCGGGUCCCAGCUGGUAGCGCUAAACUUCCAGACAGCAGACAAACCCAUGCAGAUGAACCAGGCUCUGUUCAUGCUGAAUGGAAGGAGCGGCUACGUCCUUCAGCCGCCCAUCAUGAGGGAUGACAGCUUUGAUCCCUUUGACAGACACACGCUACGAGGCCUCGAACAAGUCGAUCUAGAGAUCGAGGUUUUGGGCGCCCGACACUUGCCCAAGCACGGACGUGGUAUAGUUUGCCCUCUGAUCGAGAUCGAGGUGUGUGGGGCGGAAUAUGACAGCGCCAAGCAAAAAACCGAUUCAGAAGCUGAUAACGGACUGAACCCCACAUGGCCCCGAAAGCCAUUCCAGUUCACAGUGUGCAACUCUGCCUUUGCCUUCCUGCGCUUUGUGGUUUAUGAGAUCGACAUGUUCAAUGACCAAAACUUCCUGGCUCAGGCCACAUUCCCCAUACACAGCCUCAAAACAGGUUACCGGUCAGUACCUCUGAAGAACAGCUACAAUGAGGAUCUGGAAUUGGCUUCUCUAUUAGUCCACAUGGACAUCAUCAGAGGCAGGGAUGAAAACGGAGAGGUUCUGAGCCCGUUCCUCGCAGCCGGGUCCACGCCGGUGUCGGCGUCCGCCCAGACGGGGCGGGAACGUUUGGGGGAAUUGAGCUCAGUGUCUUCGACUUCCUCCAACAUGUCUCCUCUGCCUCAGUCGCCAGCGCAGACCGUGGCGUACAGGGCGAGGGAAGGCUCUUUUGAGUCCCGCUACCAGUCGCCUCUAGAUGACCUCCGGGUGUCCCAGGAGGCACUGUUGGACCACAUGGACACACAGAACAGGAGGUAAAGGAUGUUGCGGAGGACCAGAGUGGGCGGAGAGAACCGUGUCUAAGUCCAAGCCAAUCAGGACGCAUUUCUGUUGCAACCCCCCCCCCCCUUACCCAGUCGCCUCUUCCUGUACUGAUGAUGUCACUGACUGCUGUGAACACUGUUUCCAUGGAAACACCCACCACCGCUUUGGCCUACAUUUCAGGCAGCUCUCCUUCCCUCCUUUCUCCAACCGCACCCCCCUUCCCUCCCCCCUCUCUCUUUCUCUUUCCCCCCACACUCUCUCUCUCUCUCUCUCUCUCUCUCUCUCUCUCUCUCUCUCCUGCUCACCACCGCUCGAGAAGGAGGGACUCGGACAUAAGAGGAGAAGAGGGGGGUGAAGAGGGAGGAGCACUGAGAGGAAGCCGACUGCUGCGGACAGGAAGAAGAAAACAGGACAUUCACAAGAGAACAAAAACGAGGCUGAAAAAGUUCCAGCUCCGGACUGAUGGUUUGCUGGGCGGGUUGUCCUCUCUUGUGUUUUUAGGUAUGUGUGCACAACAGCUGUUUGGUGUGGAGGCUAAAAGAAACGAGGGAAAGAGAGAGAGUUAGAAAAGGUAUCACUUUGAAACUGUUUCCCGGUUAAGUUUCUUUGCUCUCCUCUACUUGGCGUAUAUGAAUAUAUGUAUUUAUUCCUGCUGUGCUGUUGGCCAGAGAACAGCAGCAGCUGACCUGCUCUCAAAGAGCUCCUGUCUCCAUGUUUUUAAUUAUUAUAAUUAUUUAAACCUUUAAACAUUCAUAAUGUGACUCUUUUUUUUUUUUCUUUUUUUUAAUGUAUAUGUGUAAAACACGAGGGCUCUCUACGGCUACUUUAAUGUCUCUCUCCUCUGCUUUGUGGAGGAAAUUAUGUGUCUCCUGGAAGAAUAUUUCAAUCUUUUUUUUUUUUUUUUCAAAGGCAUCAGGAAGAAGUCAUAGCCUGUUUGUGUUGGAAGCAGUGAGAGAGCAGACGACAUCGUAUAUUAUGUCUGCAUAUACAAACACACAUACGUGCAUACACACACUGGCUUUUAUUUUUUAUUUCUGACUCGCAUUCCUUUAAAAAAAAACUGCUCAUCAUUCCAUUUUUCCUGCAUUGCAGGCGCCUUGACGAGCGCAUUUACACUUCUGUCUCCCUCGAUAAUCUUAUUCCUCAGUGAUCAUCAUGUCUGUAGGGAAUCCAACGCCACACUGUGCGAUUUUUAGGCAGGACCAGGGAUUCAUGUCGACCCCGAAAGAGGUUGUAGUCUCGUGGAGUGUGAGUGAUAAUUGUGUCCACGCUUUUUUGCUUCUAUCGUCGACCAACACGUUCCUCAAUCAUAGGGAUAAGAUCAUAAGGCUGCAGCUACUGACAGCUCUGCUGGAUAAUGUGAUCAAAUUUGGGAAUAACAAAGUAGUUUGAGGAAACGCAUACAUUACGCUAGCCUGAGCCAGUUCCUGCGCUCACAUUUUUAAUUUACAGGGAUCAUUCUGAAUGUUUCACAUUUGUCAAUGUACCAUACUGUAAUUCUAAUUUAAGAUUGUAAUGCAGUUACAUGAUUAACUUUGCAGCUUUGUGUUUCCAUGAUUAAUGAUCAAAUAUUUCAGAAAUUUUAAUAGAAGUUUUAAUAGAAUUUAAGCCCCCUUUAUUGAGUGUUUUUAAUUAGUUAACAACAGCUCUCUGAAUAUAUAAAGUCACUGUUUUUAAUUCAGUUUUUUGUUUCAGCUCCUCUUAAAGAGGUUUUACGCCCCUAAACAAAGGUGUUUUACGGCUACCACCUUUUUUAUUUGUUGACAUUUGUACAAUAGGUGUUCCCCACCGAGAAAUUCAGCGUAGUUUGACCAAUAGUGAGAACGUCUGCAUUGCCCACUGUAAGGCGCAAAGAAAACAUGCCAUGUACUCUCUCUGCUGGCACAUUUCAUAAGACAUAAGGGACCUUUUGUGUUCGUGCUGCCGUGGUAUUCUGCUGAGUUUUUGUCACAGCAGUACAGAGCUGCUUCCCAGGAACCAGUGAGGAUUUUAAGUUACACUGCCAUGAUAUACGGUUAAAUUGCCACUGCCCGUGAAUUUAUUUGACGAAAUGUGCAAAAACUGCAGAUUUUGUGUGAACAACCGGCUGACGGCUCAAAGUGAAUGUGAAAUGCUGUGCGCGCCACAAUUCAUCAUUCCAGCUUUAGACUCUCUCAUUCCUGGCUUCUGUUCAUUCAUGUUUGUCUAACUCGGUAAUUAAGACGUCUCUUGAGGUAAAACGUUGAUGCUCUUGAAUGUGCGCCGAGCUCUCGUUUCCUGCGUUUGUGGUGUGAGAGUGUGUUUGAGAGGAGCAGGGGCCAAGUCUAAGCUUCAGACUUUUGUUGUAGCUGUGUUUCUGUGGCUGAUUGAUGACAAAGGUGCCUGGGGUGGGGGGGUAGUAGUAGAGGUCUGUUGCCUGGGCCUUCAGUGAGCCCAGACAGAGCUCGUAUAUAACCAAUGGUGUUAUCUUUCCAGGUUUGUAUCAGAAACAGUGUUUUCUUCUGCUCGUAUGUGAUGACUAUAUGAUGUAAACUCAGUAUUCUUGCUCAGUGUUUGACCACUGAGGCACACCUAAAGCCAUAUGGUAUGAUUUUAAGUUAAGGUAAAAGCAGGGACAGGAGCGAAUACCUAGGUGUCAACUAAGAAAAUUUUUUAGCAUCUUGUGUUUGCACCCCGAUAUUAAUCCCAAAGCUCCCCCCAUAUUACUGUUUUUUGUUUUUUUUCCUCCUGUGGUCGAUAAAUGGUCUUUGUGGAGAGCUCUCCCUCCAAUGCUGCAUUGCUCUUAUUGCUAACGUCUACGUGCCUCUGUCUGUAUACACAAAAUAUUAAAGCCAGAUCAUUCACCUCCCCUGCCGGGCUUAAAGCACCUACACAGCCAUGGUACACCCGCACAGGCGUUCUCACUUAUUUUGACUGAUGGGACCUCCUCUCGGCACUGUGUGAGCAUGUGUAGACCAUGUUUGACUGACGUCCCUGAUUCGACUGUUUCAACCCGUAAAAGAGGUUUAAUUAAGCAGAGUAACUAAGAGCAUCUAUGUGGGUGUGCAGGGCCCUUAUGUGUCAUUUUGUUUUUGCCUUUUUUUUUUUCUCUAAUCAUGUCUGUUUUGUUACUGAUGGUCUCAUUUACAAUCGCCUUUCUGUAAUGUGCCUAAACUAUGGAGAGGAAAAGUAUUCAUUUUAAUUUUGCCUUUCAUAUGAAACAUAUUCAAGCCUGAAAAGUAAAUAAAAUACUUACUACUUUA
Molecule: messenger RNA, 7530 nt
Organism: Larimichthys crocea (large yellow croaker)
Lineage: Eukaryota; Metazoa; Chordata; Actinopteri; Sciaenidae
Gene: plcg1
Product: phospholipase C, gamma 1
Exons: 33
Coding region: 395-4303 (1302 amino acids)
Biological process (GO): release of sequestered calcium ion into cytosol; phosphatidylinositol metabolic process; phosphatidylinositol-mediated signaling
Cellular component (GO): ruffle membrane
Molecular function (GO): phosphatidylinositol-4,5-bisphosphate phospholipase C activity; protein binding
Source: RefSeq, a predicted model, not a curated record